AUGUCGGACUUUCAAAGAAAAUUGUUUCAAAAUAAGCUUUUAAAGGCUGAGCACAGUCUGGGAUUCGAUGCAGGCGACGAUGAAACCGAAGAUUCUUUUGGGGAUCUAACUCCACUUCCAAAUCUUCGUAAUGGACGGAGGCAUUCCAUUGAAGAAGACCACGACUCUAGAGUCAAAGAGGAUAAGGAAUAUGUUGAAAAGCUACCCAAGUGGACAGAUUUCUUUGAUAAUAAUGAUAUUUAUCGAGAUACAAACUCUGGAUAUUGUUUUCAGACGUAUUAUGCCGAACCUAUCUUGAAGGAAAGGAUGCUCGCAGAUACUUUUAACAAUCCUGUGAUUUUUGUUGCACAUCAUGGCGCCGGAUCAUCAGGAUUGACAUUUGCCAAGCUUGCUGAAUCUAUCAAGAGACAGGUCGGAAUUCAAAGCUAUGACUCCACGCCUGGUCUAUUCACUUACGAUAUGAGGGGUCAUGCUAAUACCAUGAUGCUCAAUCAGGACACUGGUCCUAAGCUCAAUUACAGCGUAUCAAUAGAGCAGCUAUGCAAAGACUUCGUUUUUGUUUUGACUCAGUUUUACAAUUCCCAUUUUGCAAGCGGUUCCUGUCCUCCAAGUAUUUUUCUACUUGGGCACUCUCUCGGUGGUUCUGUCUUGACUAAGAUUGUGUAUGAAAUGCAGCAGGGAGUAAACCCUUUUCCGAAGUCAAUAUCGGAUCUCAUUAAAGGCCUUAUUAUGGUGGACAUAGUGGAAGAUACCGCGGUCAGUGCUCUUGAUUCGAUGGAUAGUUAUCUCAGAGGCGUCCCCAAGCAAUUUCUUACUCUGAAGGAUGCUAUAGACUGGCAUAUAAACACAGGCAUGUUGAAUAACCGUAAAAGUGCAAUCAUUUCUGUGCCAGCAUUGGUUUCCAAGUCAUCUUCGACCAGUGUCUAUCACUGGGUGACAGACCUAAGUAAGACUUCUCCUUAUUGGCACAGUUGGUUCACAGGGCUCUCUUCUCACUUCAUUCAUAUCACAAAUGCUGUCUCAAAAAUGCUAAUUCUUGUCAAUAAUGAUUACCUUGACAAAAAUCUCAUGAUUGGUCAGAUGCAAGGUCGGUACCAGUUACUUGUCUUCCAUAACAAUCAAUUACAGCUAAAGAAUACAUUAACAACACAAACGCAGACUAUAUCUAGUGAAGACUCAGAUCAGCUGGGUCAUUUUGUUCAUGAGGAUAUUCCAGAUAAGGUGGCUAUCAGUAUACUCGAAUUUGUCGAAAGAAACGAUUACCAAGAUCUCUUUAGAAGCGAGAAUGCUACCAUAAACUCAAAGACGGACAUGCUCAAUAAAUUGAACGCAAAAUGGGGGGUUGGAAAGAAAUAA
Molecule: messenger RNA, 1356 nt
Organism: Brettanomyces nanus
Lineage: Eukaryota; Fungi; Ascomycota; Pichiomycetes; Pichiales; Pichiaceae
Exons: 1
Coding region: 1-1356 (451 amino acids)
Biological process (GO): protein demethylation
Molecular function (GO): protein methylesterase activity
Source: RefSeq, a predicted model, not a curated record